Fragaria vesca subsp. vesca is the source of this 2860-nucleotide messenger RNA. RefSeq lists its product as uncharacterized. NCBI's taxonomy places the organism in Eukaryota, Viridiplantae, Streptophyta, Magnoliopsida, Rosales, Rosaceae. The record is from RefSeq and is a predicted model, not a curated record. Gene Ontology annotation, molecular function: protein binding. The transcript has 13 exons. The coding region runs from base 1 to 2562 and encodes 853 amino acids.
AUGACGAUACAGCCCUCGCAGCAGCACUCGGACAACGACCGGAGCAGCGGCGAGCUCCGCGCCCUGGACUGCAACCUCACCUCCCUUUGCGACCACAUCCAGACCGACGGUUUCAACUCCGGCGCCUUCUCCGACGUCCUCGUCCUGGCCUUGGGCUCCACCUACCACCUCCACCGCCUCAUCCUCUCCCGCAGCCCCUACUUCAGGAAGAUGCUUCAUGGACCUUGGAAAGAAGCCAAUGCUCCGGUUGUGACAUUGCACGUGGAUGACAAGAAUAUCAAUGCGGAGGCGAUCACGACGGCUCUGGCUUACUUGUAUGGCCACCACCCCAAGCUGAGCGACACCAAUGCGUUUCGAGUACUAGCUGCUGCUUCUUUUCUUGAUCUUCAGGAUUUGUGUGCAAUAUGCACUGACUUUAUUAUAUCGGAACUGUGGACUUCGAACUUCUUAGCAUAUCAGGUGUUUGCGGAGGGGCAAGAUUAUGGCAUACAUGGAGAACGAGUAAGAAAUGCUUGCUGGGGGUACCUUUGUCAAAGCGGGGCCAUGGAGUUGAAAGAGGUGCUUCCAAGACUUUCUUCUCAAACAUUGCUUGCAUUGCUCACCUCUGACGAGCUCUGGGUACCCAGUGAAGAGAAACGGUUUGAACUGGCUCUAUGCACAUUUCUUUCAAAGGGUGCUCAAUGCAAACAGGAAGACUAUGAUCAUGGAAGUUCCGGUUCAGAGACAGGGACGGAUGCUCAUUCUGAUUCCUCUAAAGCAAAGGGAAAGAAUCUGACUGAUAGCUUCACUAGUAAAAGGUUGGAGUCUGAAUUGGGGCGCUUAACUCUAAAAGAUAAUUUAGAGGGACAUAAUACAGCUCGUAAACUUCUGAUAGAGCUUGCAGACUGUGUAGUUGACUUCCAAACAGGAAGUUCAAAUGCCAAACAGCAAGUGCAACAAGUUUGUUACCCUCAGUCAAAUUUCGAGCCAGGAUACAACUGCAGCAUGGGAGGUCCUUCAUCAUUUAAUACAUUUUCCGACAUGGAUGCAAUGAGAACAUCAUGUUAUGCGGAAGUGCCUAUUGGUAUUGGAGUAAGUAGAUUGGGGGAAAAUGGAGGAGCUAUGGAGGGGCCAUCUGAUGAAGGGUCAUGCUACCAUUUGAAUAACAAUAAUUGGCUUGGCAGGGACCAGUCAAGGCAAUGCUCGUCAAUGAACUCUUCAAGUAGUGAGCUAAUGCCAAAUGAUUGGGGAAGAUGUGGCAUGCCUCCUCUUUCAUGGGGUGGCAGGGUUGUAGGCAGAAGACAGCUUAAAGGUUACGGUAAACGUGACUUUGGGGUUGGUGGGGAGGAGUAUGAUGCAUUUGUAAAUAUAUUUGAAGGAGGUUCUCUUCUAUACUGCAACAUGUCUUUUGAGGCACUAUUGAAUGUAAGAAAGCAACUUGAGGAAAUGGGUUUCCCUUGCAAAGCUGUGAAUGAUAGUCUUUGGCUGCAGAUGCUAUUGAGCCAGAGAGUUCAAGAAAUUGGCGCUGAUACACGCAAAAGUUGCUGUCUUACAAGCGUAGCAUGCAGUUGCAGACAGCAAUUUUCUUUCCCACAUGGAGGUACCACCGGGUACUAUAUGCAAGAGCAUAAUCAGAGUAACUCUUCCGGUGUAUAUGUCGCCGAGUCUGCUUCAGGUGAAGGAAAUGGCCUCUUCAGGCCUGUACGUGUGCAUGUCAGGGGUCCUAUUGAUGGCCUUGCAGGUAUUGGACGUGGAACCACAUUUGUCCCAACAGCCACUUGGCCUCCAACUCGAUUCGUCUUUUCUCGUGUGCCAUUUGGCAUAGGCAACAGAAACGGCCAGCAGUCUCUUGCCAAUGAUGACUCAGAGGCUAGAGCUGAUCACAAUGCAGAGCUGUCAGGAGAUGGAUUGACAGCUUUGGUUGGGCUAAGCCAAGGAGGUAACAGUGCAGGUAAUGCUCAUGUAGAGCAAACAGAGACAGGCUAUGAGAUGGAUAUGCAAAGCCGAAUGCCUGGAACCUCCAUGUCAGUGCCAAGUUCUAGUGGUCCACCUGUGCAGAUGGUAGAGCCAUCAGACCAAGCACUUGGAAUUGAGUGGGAUAAUGCAAACAGUUCCUCCAUUUCAUUGGAUAUGAAAACACCCUUAAGUCACUUCCCUCCGUUCCGCUUUGGGGUGCAAUUUGAGGAUGUACACAGACUCAGUGAUGGCCAAGUCAAGCACUCAUCAGAAGUCUUUUAUGCUGGUUCUCUAUGGAAGAUUAGUGUUCAGGCUUUUAAUGACGAGGACCCUCAAGGACGCCGAACACUUGGAUUAUUUAUCCACCGACGUAAAGCUGAGAUUACUGAUCCGUAUAGAAAGGUGCAGAUGUAUGUCGAUUCUCGUGAAAAGGUUACUGCCCGCUACCAGCUAAUAUGUCCAUCAAAGAGGGAAGUCAUGGUGUUUGGAAGCUUCAAGCAAACAGGCACACUUUUACCAAAGGCUCCAAAGGGCUGGGGCUGGCGAACAGCUCUGUUAUUUGAUGAGCUCGCCGAUCUUCUCCAAAAUGGGGCCUUAAGAGUGGCUGCAGUGGUGCAGCUUUUAUGAAAUUAAACUAGUCCUAGCUAAAUAACUCGGCUUCACUACACUGGCAGAUGGAUGGCCCUUUAUGGCCUUGAAUAGUUUUGGUUUGCUAUUAUGCUCUAUAUGCACAGUUAUCACCAAAUAGGCUUUUCAUGUAGUAGAUGUAGUUCUGUAAAUUAACAUCAUAUAGACGGAAGGACCAUUACCUCUGUAUUAGUUUCAUAAUGUUCGAGUAAACAAGUUAUGUAUGUAUUUGCUUUGGUGUGUCAUGAACUCUAGUGAUGGUCUUAAGAAGAUUCAAGUGGAAGGAGAUUUUAAAGUC